Molecule: messenger RNA, 545 nt
Organism: Pangasianodon hypophthalmus (striped catfish)
Lineage: Eukaryota; Metazoa; Chordata; Actinopteri; Siluriformes; Pangasiidae
Product: insulin
Exons: 3
Coding region: 49-453 (134 amino acids)
Cellular component (GO): extracellular region
Molecular function (GO): hormone activity
Source: RefSeq, a predicted model, not a curated record
AGAGAGAGAGAGAGAGAGAGAGGAUGAUGGGGAAAACUAGUGGUUUUUAUGAUGAAGAGCUCAGAGGCAUCUCCACCGUCCUCAUCGCUCAGAUCCGAUACCAACAGUAGGAGCAAACAGAAGAAGAUGCUGAGUGUGAGAUUGCUCCUGCUCUCGUUCUGCUCCGUCUCUCUGCUGAGUCCUGGCGCUGCUUUCGGGAAACACAGGCUGUGUGGCGUCCAGCUGGUGGAGGCUCUGCUGCUCGUCUGUGGGGAUAAAGGCCUGUUCUACCAGCCGGGGAGACGAGGACGAGACGAGGACAUCCGUGUGAUGAUGACGGACGGCGCCGUUUCCCGCCAGGUGAUGCGGAAGGAGGAGUCUUCUGUUUCCGGGGUGAUAAAGAGGGGGAUUGUGGAGCAGUGCUGUCAUUUCUCCUGCGAUUACUACGAUCUGGAAAACUACUGCAACAUAUAAACACACUCAGAGGUUAAAGUUCAUGCAGGAUGCUCAACUCACUAAACAUUCUCAUAAACUCAAUAUAACAGCUACAGUGUCACAAAUAAAGC